AUGUUGUCCAUCGUUUUGUAUGACCAAGCAGCAGCGGCAGCAGUAUGGCUUGUCUGGCCCCUUCCCAUCAAGUUCUUUUCUCAGUUUGUUCGAUUGUCGGUUGUGGCGUUGCACAGUCACUGUCUCGCGACCAACUAUUUCCUGGAGAUCGUAGUCAAGUGCAUCCUUCAUGUGCCCCCACCAGACACACAGGAGGACCUUCUUUAG
Mesocestoides corti is the source of this 207-nucleotide messenger RNA. The record is from the annotation of a GenBank genome assembly. Lineage: Eukaryota; Metazoa; Platyhelminthes; Cestoda; Cyclophyllidea; Mesocestoididae.